This is a messenger RNA of Clupea harengus (Atlantic herring), 7435 nucleotides long. RefSeq names its product potassium voltage-gated channel subfamily C member 3b (gene kcnc3b). The record is from RefSeq and is a predicted model, not a curated record. Gene Ontology annotation, biological process: action potential; protein homooligomerization; potassium ion transmembrane transport. Gene Ontology annotation, molecular function: protein binding; delayed rectifier potassium channel activity. Lineage: Eukaryota; Metazoa; Chordata; Actinopteri; Clupeiformes; Clupeidae. Gene Ontology annotation, cellular component: postsynaptic membrane; neuronal cell body membrane; axon terminus.
CUUAAAUGAUAAAUCUAUGAGUAAAACAUCGUUCUUUCCCCUCUUUAUAACUAUCUACCUCUUCUCUCUUUCUCUCUCCGCAGACUCCUCCUCCCUCCUCCCCCCUCCGUUUUUUCCCUCCUCUCCCUCCCCCCGUUCCUCUAUGCUCAGUUCGGUGUGUGUCUCCUCUUUCAAAGGGCGCAAGGGUGGGAACAAGUCGGCCAACAAAGCAUGUUACAGCGCAGACAUGCCUUGUCCGUCGGAAAGCGAGAAAAUUGUGAUAAACUGCGGGGGGGUUCGACACGAGACUUACCGCAGCACCCUGAAGACGCUGCCCGGUACCCGCCUGUCGUGGUUGACAGAACCGGACGCAUUUAACAACUUCGAUUACGACCCCAAAAUAGACGAGUUCUUCUUCGAUCGCCACCCUUCAGUCUUCUCCUUCAUCCUUAACUACUACCGGACGGGAAAGUUGCACUGUCCCAACGAUGUGUGCGGUCCGCUGUUCGAGGAGGAGCUCGCUUUCUGGGGCAUUGAUGAGACGGACGUGGAGGCGUGCUGCUGGAUGAACUACCGACAACAUCGGGAUGCAGAGGAGGCGUUGGACAGCUUCGAGAACCCCGAGCCAGAGGAGGAGGAUGACCCAGCGCUCAUUGGAGGCGCGGACGGGGAUCUGAAGAGACUUUGCCUCCAAGAGGACGGGGUGAGGCCGAGCUGGUGGCGCGUGUGGCGGCCCAGAUUCUGGAACCUGUUUGAGGACCCCUACUCAUCCAAAUAUGCCCGGUAUGUGGCGUUCCUGUCUCUCUUCUUCAUUCUUAUCUCUAUCUCCACCUUCUGCAUGGAGACGCACGAGGCCUUCAAUACCAUCUACAACCGCACAGAGAAUGUGACCAUAGGCAACGUCACAACAGAGGAGAUUAUGUACGAGGUGGUGACGGACAGGUGGUUGACCUACGUGGAGGGUGUGUGCGUCGUCUGGUUCACCAUCGAGGUCUUCGCACGCGUGGUAUUCUGCCCAGACAAGAAGGAGUUCUUCAAGAGCGCACUGAACAUCAUCGACUUUGUGGCCAUCCUGCCCUUCUACCUGGAGGUGGGCCUGAGCGGGCUCUCAUCCAAGGCCGCCAAGGACGUGCUGGGCUUCCUGCGCGUGGUUCGCUUCGUCCGGAUCCUGCGUAUCUUCAAGCUGACGCGCCACUUUGUCGGGCUGCGCGUGUUGGGCCACACGCUCCGCGCCAGCACCAACGAGUUCCUCCUGCUCAUCAUCUUCCUUGCGCUGGGCGUCCUCAUCUUCGCCACAAUGAUCUACUACGCCGAGCGCAUCGGGGCUGACCCCGCCGACCCGACGGCCAGCGCCCACACUAACUUCAAGAACAUUCCAAUCGGCUUCUGGUGGGCCGUGGUGACCAUGACCACGCUGGGCUAUGGGGACAUGUACCCAGAGACGUGGUCAGGGAUGCUGGUGGGUGCCCUGUGUGCCCUGGCUGGUGUGCUGACCAUCGCCAUGCCUGUGCCCGUUAUCGUCAACAACUUCGGCAUGUAUUACUCCCUGGCCAUGGCCAAGCAGAAGCUGCCCAAGAAGAAGAACAAACACAUUCCACGGGCGCCCCAACCCGGAUCCCCCAAUUACUGUAAGCCAGAUGCACUCGCCAUGGCAACUGCCUCGCCCCAGAGAAUCUUGGGUAACGUGCUGGGCGGCGUGAUGGGCUCAGGGGAGAUCGGACGGGACUGUCCACUCGCGCAGGAGGAGAUCAUCGAGAUAAAUCGAGACUCGAAGCAGAAUGGCGACGCGGCGAAUGCGGCACUGGCCAACGAGGACUGCCCCACCAUCGACCAGGUGCUGAGCCCCGACGAGCGCAGUCCGGCCGGCCGCACCCGUGAUCGCUACCCGCAGGACCGCGCCUGCUUCCUGCUCAACACACGCGAGUUCCGCAACACUGACACGAACGUGAGGAAAGAGGCAUCCGCCCUGGCAGCAGCCCCCGACCCCUCCCUGGCUGAGGAAUGGUAUAAGCUGGAUGGGUCACUGCUACAGCAGGACCUCAAUGCAAACUCCGCCUCCUCCUGGAUCAAACCAUAAACCCUGAGAGUGUUAAGUUUCUAGCGUUCAGCAGUUGUCUAGCAAGGAGACGGCGAGCGAAUUUAACCCGUGUUAACUGACGGGAUGCAUCAACCAGAUGUGACAUAUGACAAGGGUGGGCGUAGCAAGAGGAAGUGACCCGGAAAACAAAAAGAGAAACAAAAAAAAAAGAUAUCUGAAUCUCCUCGUGGCCGGAUCUCCACAUGGUAACCAAAGCAACCUCACGGAACUCCGGAACACUCUUUUGUCAAUGGACUGACUGGUUACUUUGACAAACUUAUCUUUGCACUGCCACCUACAAAGAGAGAUAGACUCUUUAAAAAAGACAAGAAAAAAUGUGAGUGGGAAAAAAAUAUCAAAAAACAUUCCAAAACACAUGACCUGUCUGUUAUUUAGUGGACUACCUGGCUCCUGUGAUACACUAUGUAAUGCAGUUGAGUCUAGUGCAAAUGUGACACUCGACAAAGAACAAGGGACACACAACAAACAAACUAUGUAGCAUCUCUGCUAACACACUGUAGCAUUUGUUGGCUGGGAAAAAAUAUAUUGACAGGUGACGUUUUUUGUCUCAUGGACCAUUUGCACAGACUGAUUUUAAAGAUGAACUUGGUAAACACACAUUUUAACAUGUCAUCCCCACUGCCAUUUUAAAACACAGACACACACACACACACACACACACACACACACACACAGACACAAACAAACUUACAAAUAUAAUCGAAGCCAACCACAGAAAAAAUGAUCCCCUGUGAUCUCCAGUAACAUUAAUUCAAUAGAAUACUCAAUGUCAGUAAAAUACUCCAGAUAUUCCACAUUUUUAUGAAAACAAUCCUUUUAUCUAUUAAUGGUCCACAUUGAAGGGAACUGGAUUAUCACACCAGUUACUCAGUCUUCCAUUGGUUUGCAUCAGAGGCAACAGCAAAUCAAGCUCAACCUGCCAAAGCCCUCAGCCCAUCAAGCUCAACCUGCCAAAACCCUCAGCCAAUAAAGCCCGAACCUGCCAAAGCCCUUUGGGUAUGACCAAAUGAAGAAGGACAUAAACACAGGAAGUAGCGAAAGCUCUCUCUCUGUGCUAUGCCCUCGAAGGUCCUCGGACGACAAAAGCGAUUGAGAUUUUCCAGCAUUUUCUGCCUGUCCCCUUAUAUGUCACUUCCUAACAGAGCCCAGAGAGGACCUGCUGCCACUCGAGUGAGUUUGUCCUCUCUGCUGCCGACUGUAUGAUGAAGAUGACCAAGCACAGAGGUAGAGAGAGAGAGGUCUCUUCCCGCAGCUUUGCUAGGUGUGGGCUAGUGAGGCUUACCGGUAAAUCGUUGUCCCGUCGGACCACGCACAUACCCCGCAACGUGCGCUCCACUGCCGAGCCCCCCCUGUGUUGGGCUCUCCAACUGACUGAAUCACAGACUGCCCUGUCCCUCCACCCCACCGCAGACAAGGUCAACGUGUGGGGCUCCAGAGACAAUACUGCCACACUCCCCAGACUUUUACACACACACACACACACACACACACACACACACACACACACAGACACACAUACACAGAUAUAUACACAACAGAGGGGAGCCACACAGGCACUUUUGUGAGCAGAAUAUGCUCGCACCGAAACAUGCCCCAUCCCUGUACAGGUCCCCUCGGAGGAAAAGGAACGAAAGUCUGGACAUCUCUCUCGAACCCUUCCACUCCUGUCUCCUCUUUACUCCCUCUCUCUCUCUGUUAUGCUCCUGCUGAGCAGCACUUUCUCAUCUCCGUCAAGAUGGGAACGUUAUCACCAUAUCACCAAAAAGAAUGCAAGGACCAAGUAAAGGGAGAACUCCGAAAAAAAAAUGUCCAAAAAGAACAAAUCUAUAUUUUAAUAAGUUGACCAAGAGAGUCUCCGCGAGAGGAGAAGCAGGUCCAUUGAAGCUCUCAGCAUCGCGUGGGUCAACCAAGCCCUUGGCCACCCCUCAACCACUGCCAUUUCCUUGCAUGAGCAGGGAGAGAGAGAAAGAGAGGAUAGAGAAAUGGAUGGAGGAUACAGAGAGCUCUUUCCAGGGAUUGGAGAGAGAGGACUAGAGGAACGCACCAUGAGGGGAUUCACUGAAAGGACUAGGAAAAGAGAUUAAAAAACACUAUCAAGAAAAAAAAAGAAAACAGAAAAUGCAUUUUUGUAACUUUGUUUACCAGCAUGAGUACUCUGCAUGACUGUAUUUCCUGCAAGCCCGUAGUGGAAUAUGGGGGCUAGAAAUACUUAAAAAAUAAAUAAUAAAAAUACUAAUAAAUAAUAAAAUAAAUAACAAAAAAACAUGAUAUGCAAUUAAUAUUUAAAGAAAAAAAGAUUAUAUUAAAAGAGCUAUAUUUUGUUUUUAAAUGGUAAAAAAUGUGAAUAAAUAAUGGAAAAAAUGUGUAUGACUGCAAGAUAAAUACUGAACUAUGUUUUAUUAGUUGAGCAAAAACAUGAGAAGCCCACCAAAUUUCUUUGGCUAGUUACUGCCCCAUGUUUCGCACUUCUUCUUCAGUCGAUGCUGUCUCCACCUGUGUGCACUGCCUAGCUGGGCCCUAGGCGCCCCUAGACUUCCUGUAGGAUGUUCCAACCUGUCUGUCUGCUGGCGACGAUAGGCCCAGCUCUCCCUGUUUGUGUCCGUAGAGUCAUGUCCUCUUGCCCUGAUGCUCUGUGGACCGAGCAACUGCACAAGUGUCUUUGUAGCCAUGAAGGGGGUGCUGAAACUGAAGCCUUCCGUGAAACUAAUGUUAGCACAUGUAGAGCAGAGCGCCCUGGCGUUCUCACACAAAAGUUAAUCUCCGUUGUUUUUUUUGUUUUUUUUGGUCAUUGUGUGUUUCUUUUGCCAUCCUCUUUCGUUUCCUUACUGUUCUUCUACUUCCUCCUGUGCUUUUUUUCAUUGGCAAUAAUUCCUACGUGUGGAGAGAUGAUUGUAGCAGGCAGAAAAUACGAAAAUGCCUACCUGUUUAUUUCCGUCACCUAGAUGCAGUAUGGGAGUUGUAGUUCUGUGUGGGAAAGCCAGCACCUCUCCAAGGAGAGCUGCUCAAACCUCUGUUAAUCUCAGGUGGAAGGCAGUUUGUGUCAGACAAGUCAGGGUCUCCUAUUGGGACCUGUCUAUUUGUUUCCCACAUCAGUGACAGGUAUCCCAUGGUCCUAAAGUUAUCCUUCUGCAGGGUUUCGAUGAACGUUUAGCAGGCAGUAAUGUUGACAGCAUGCAUUAUAUGAUUUAGCUGUAUCAGUUGCAAGAUAUAGAGGACAAGAUGUGAUGUCCGUCUUUCUGUGUGCGUUUCAGUGAAGUCCUGGGAUCACUGUGCUUAAACAUGGAAUAGAAAAGUCUUCCCUCGGACAUAGUGGUCACAGCUCUGCACUGCAUGAUUGAGACUAUGGUACAUGUAGUUGCCGGAAGUUUUUCUCGAAAGAAUUGAGGCUCCUCUUCUCUUCUCACCUCAUAUCUGGUUUGGUAAGGCCCACGUGGAGCGACCCCAAGCACCCAACACACAGUAGCCUUUAUGUUCCUUAAAGCUAGUGUAAUUGUUUUUCUAAUGUGAGCAAUUGGUUCUGCUGACAUAGCUUGUGUAUUGCUGUUAUUGUUUCAGCUAGCUGGACUGCAGUGGAAUUAGCCUUCCUCGCAUUGAACUGCCCCUGUCUUCCAUUGUAGCACAGUCCACAGACGAUAACUCCCCUUAGUACUGAGAGCAGAGAGAAUGAGAGAGAGAAGAGAGAGAAUGAGAGAGAAUGAGAGAGAGAAGAGAAAAUGAGUGAGAGGCUAGUCCAGUUUAGUCAAGUGGUUCUGGAAAGGCACAAAUAUAAGAGGGGUCUCACAGGGAGUGCUUCUGUUGUGUCAGUGGUGUGAAACAGGAGGAAUGAGGUCGGGUGGUCUAUGUUAGCCUUCACAUCACUGUUGUUUAUUAUAGAAAGGAAUGUGAGCAGCUGUCUGUCAUUGAGGCUCACAAAAAGAAACGCAGAUGUGUGCUGUGGUUCUGCUACUGAGCAGGACUAUGUCAGUGAUUCCAGAGUCUCUCACUGGCCGGUAACAAUUCAUUCUUUUUGCCAUACACACCUCAUUCAUUUGAUACUGUCUUCAAGUGCAUUUGUCUGUCAUUUUUGAUUCUAUUUUGUAUUGAUUUUAUAUCAAGAUAUUACUUCAUAAUUUUGCACAAGUUCCAUUAAGUUGUUCAAUCACCAAAAUAAAUGUUGAAGGUUUCCAUGAUCAACCACGCUCACUUAAAUAGAAAAGAUUUGAUGUCUUAUUUUAGAAGACAUUAUGCCUCCCAGUCAGGGGUCAUGAAAUUGAGGUAUUAUAAAUAUUUCAAAGGAAAUUUCCCACAAGGAAUACUUUGGGGGAAAAGCUUCCCCUGUAAACCAUGUUGAGUGUUUUAUUCUGUUCAUCACCGAGAUCCACUGGAAACCACCUCACGACUUGUUUAGUGAGAAGGUUGAAGUCCCUCUCCCCAUCCCUUCCCUACAGCGCAUAGUCCUUUCUCUGGUUCUGAUACCAUUUAGAUUUUGAUGAGUGGGAAUGGUCCGUGACUCCGUGCUUUGAUUUCACUUUUUUGUGAUAUUCAUGUGCCUGCUGUUGUAAUUGUUUGGGGGGCAAAAAAAGCCCUUUUUGUUUUUGUUUAUGUUCCUUAGGUUAUUUUUUGUUUGUUAUGUACUUGAAUUAAGAAUAUGCAAUCUGUACCACUAUGACCACUGCCACAAAUACAGCAAGACUUUAUGAUUCCAUGUACAGACAUGAUCGAUAAUUGUGAUGCUUAUAUAUAUAUAUUAUUCUGAUUAUGGUUUACCAUUUAAAACCCCCUGUGCCCUUAUAGUACGUCCACUGCACCUACUGUGUGUGCGUGUGUGUGUUUGUAGAAUAAGCAUGCAUGUGUAAGUGCUUAGUGAAGGUCAGACAUACACAGGCAUGGAACACUUUAUUCCAUCAGUUAGACCCAAGUCACAGACCCCAGUACAGCGAGAAGCAAAAUGAGGGAUUAUCAUGAUGAAGAUGAUGAUGACGAUGAUGGAGAAUAGAACGCAACACAAGUAUGACAGACACACAGUGCAGGAUCCUUGCACCUUACAGAAUAAAAGCCCUUGCAACCCCAGUUGUGUAUGACAAAUAACUGACUUGCUGUGGCACAAAAAGAAUAAUCAAUAUGUCAUUACACACAGAGCCAGUGAUGUAUCGCUGCCAUUGUUCAGAACCCUGAUCAGACAAUCCCCACGGCACGCCUGCACAGUAGAGAGCUGUUGAGGUGGAAGAAAGGUCAUCUCACAGAGGUGACGGGGGGUCAUGGGGGAUACGAUGGGUGCUGGAGUUUUAUUUUGGAAAUGUUGUUAAAGACACAACCAUGAAUCACCGCGAAGUGUGCAUUUCAAUGUAAUGUUUGUUUUUAUCUUUUAAUAUUUUCCCC